UCUUGAUGAGUUUUGAUGAUCAAAGUCCAGAAAUAAUUUUUUAUGCGAUACACAAACCAGUUUUGCCACAUGAACGCAUAUUUUUGUGUUUAUUAAGUGCGUUGUAAUAUUCGCAAUGGGUGACAACAUCAGGUAAACAAUGAAACCAAAAAAAAAAAGUUAUAUACACAGAAUGUCAUCUGAACGAAUUAUUCAGGCGACAAAACAAUGAAAGAAAUCAAAAGUGUCAAACCAUGAUGAAAUAUCACGUUCAUUCUCAUUCCAAAUUAAGAAAUAUCUUAAGCAGAUGCCAUUUAUGUCAUAAUCAAAACUUUUCUACUCUUCAGUACCUAUCAAUUAGCCACCUUUUGCGGUUGCCGAUCGCAAAGUAUUGUUUCGAUUCUCCCACGAGCAGUUGCUAUACGCGAUUUUAGACACAGUUAUUCUGAAUACGAAGGCGCUUCGAUACUAAUAAAAUAUUCAUCAUCAUCAUCAGCCGAAAGAAGAUAUUGCGUUACAUACGGUACACCACACAUACUCUCUCAUGGCCAUAACAGUUUGGGUAUGUGUGCGAAGAGAGCAUCGUUAAUGAGCACAGCACCUCUGGUGUAUCGUAAUCGCCGGUAGAACAACGUGUAAAAUAUAAAACCAGUUGUGAACUGACCGCCGUGGCGAAUAAAACAAAAUUCUCUUGUCGUAUUAGAUAGUGGAAUAGUAUCAUCACAGUAAAGAUGUUUUUAUUUGUGUUGUUGAGCACCUUGGGGUUCGUCGCGUUCUAUCUUGGACGUUCAUCCAAAGAAAUGCCAAAAAAUUGGCAACAAUUCAAAUCAGAGAUAUUGUGGCAGUAUUUGGGCGUACGAGGACUCAUUGAGGACUACUAUCUGCGAAAAUAUAAUCGAGUUGAUUUAUUCAAGCAGCCAGGUCGUGUAGCUGUAAUAACUGGUGGAAAUAGAGGCAUCGGAGCUGAUGUUGUUGAAAAAUUGUUACAAUGCGAAAUAAAUGUGAUCAUGGGUGUCCGUAAUCCAAAAGAGGCUCAGAAAAACAUCGAAUCACGUGUCGAUUUUUCGGAAUUGGAUGGUGUCAAAAUUUAUUAUGAAUAUUUGGACACCGGCAAUCUCAAAUCGGUGCGACAAUUUGCAAAAUCUGUACAACAGAAAUUUCCCAAAAUUGAUUUACUUGUCAAUAAUGCCGGAAUAAUGGCCACACCAUAUUACCUUACCGAAGAUGGUUUUGAAAGUCAGUUUGCCGUGAAUUACCUCGGUCAUUUUCUGUUGACACAUCUGCUGAUGCCUCAGCUUAGAGCGGCCGGAACACAAGAUCUGAACUCCCGAAUCGUUAAUGUGUCAUCAUGCGCCAAUAUUUUGGGAACAAUCAACAUGGAUGAUAUUAAUGGAACUAAAAACUAUUAUCCACCUGAUGCGUACAACCAAAGUAAACUGGCUCAGGUAUUAUUCACACGUCAUCUUCAGCUACUCAUCAAUCAGGACGAAGAUCUGCAUGUUCAAGUUCACGCCGUUCACCCUGGUGUGGUUGAUACUGAUUUGUUUGUUCAUUCCAGUACUACCUAUGUUCCGUGGUUCAAAAAGCUAUUCUUCAAGAACACGGAAGAGGGAUCCCGAACGAUUGUUUAUGCUGCAAUUUCACCAAGAAUCGAAGGCAAAGGUGGAUCGUACUUAAGUAACUGUGUUCGUGUACCAGUAAACUCUUUGUCAAAAGAUAAAUCGUUGCGAGAAAAAUUCUUCAAUUUCACAUGCAAAUUGUUGGACAUAGAACUAUUUGGAACAAGUUACGAUUAAGAUACAAGUAACUUUUGCCCGAUUAUCCGCCCACUUUGAUUAGAUGGUGUAAGAGAUCUUCCUGUUCAAUAAAUGUACACAUAUACACACAAAAAACACUGUU
This is a messenger RNA of Sitodiplosis mosellana (orange wheat blossom midge), 1878 nucleotides long. RefSeq names its product dehydrogenase/reductase SDR family member on chromosome X. The transcript is spliced from 6 exons. The record is from RefSeq and is a predicted model, not a curated record. Bases 711 to 1775 code for a protein of 354 amino acids. Lineage: Eukaryota; Metazoa; Arthropoda; Insecta; Diptera; Cecidomyiidae.